CGGCCCCUCGCAGACCUCCAGAAGGCCACCGGAGGACGUGGAGGGCUCUAAGGAGGCGUCCAAACUCUCGAACCCGGUAACACGCCCCCGGCGCUCGCCUCGGUCAAUACGCCUCCCUGUGGCCCCGUAACGCAAAACUGCGCUUCGCCCACGCUUGCUGAGCAUCUCUACAGCCGAAUACUAGCAGAAGGAGCGCGCGCGGCGGUCGCGCGCCCCUAAAAAGGUGUUAAUGGCGCGUGCUGCUUUGGUGGUGGCUUUGGCGCUGGGAGUGGGCGCGCUCACUCCGCCCCCGGCCCCCAAAACGCCCGUGACGGGCCGCCAGGCCGUGGUCAAAGAAAGGAAGCAGUUGUUACCGCCCACGGUCGCGCCGCUCGUCGUGGAUACGGCCCCCGACGGACCUUUACUGGCUGAUGCGCCGCCCCUCCUCGACGAGAGCGGCAACAACCAAGGCCCACCGACGCUUGCGACGACGACGAUCCCCCCGAUCCCGGACGAGCUCGAGGACGCCGUCCGGAAGCGCUCGGCCGAGGAGCAGGCCGAAAAGGCCAAGGAGCAGAUCAAGAUCGCGCGCAGUAAGAAGAAGGGCGACUGGUACAAGUUCGGCUUCCAGACCAAGGAGUCUGUGAAGCAGCCGAAGGUCACCAUCGACAUAACCGUGCCCGAAGGCGCCCAAGCGGGCGACCGCCUCCAGGUGACCGUCCCGCAAGAUGUAGAUGUACUGGAGUACCUCGGCGUCACCGAGCCCAAGCCGCCCUGCGUCACAAGUGAGGAGUCCGAGAACUCGGUCGCUAAAGAAUUAGCCGGCUUCACGCUGCCGUUGUUACUAGUGUGGCUCGCGUCGCCCUUGCUAUCAUUGGUCGACACGGCGGCGGUCGGCGCGUCGCGGCCCACCGCCGAACUAGCGGUCCUAGGCCCGGCCUGCGCGGCCUGCGAUAAUGCGGCCUUCCUGUGUACGUUCUUAGGCAUCGUCACGACGGGCGCCGUCUCAAGGGCAUUAGCCACGGGCGACGAGACGAAGGCCAAGACGGCGUCGGGGGCCGCCUGCGUCGCGGCGUUGGUGGUCGGUGGAUUGUUGACGGCGGCGGCCUGCUCGCCGCUCGGGCCGGCGGGUCUCGGCGCGAUGGUGCCCCGGUCGACGCCGGGCUUUUCCGCGGCCGUCGCGUACACGCGCAUCCGCUCGUUAGCCUUCGUACCGGCUUUGCUCAUCAUGGUGCUGCAAUCUACCUCACUGGUGCGCGGGCCGCGUCCUUUUCUUACCAGGUUCGACUCCUGGCGCGAGUGCUACUUCGUAAUUUUUCGAACGCGAAAAAAUAUCCCUGAUAUUUCUUCGUCUGUCGCUUAUGUGACGCCGCCCGCGACGCUCGUCGGUUGAGCGCUACGUGUGACCCGCAUCCCAACGCAGGCCCGGCGGAACGUGCGAGCGCCGCUGAAGGCCGCCGGCUUAUCUGGUGCUGCGAACUUAGUAGGCGACGGCAUCCUCGUGCCGACGAUGGGCUUGGCCGGUGCCGCGUUGGCCACCACCGCGGCGCAGAUCGUCGCGUUGAUCGCCCUGCUCCAGGACGCGGCGAAAGGCAAAUUUUUACCGUCGUCGCCAAAGCAGUGGGCCCGGAGCGCCGGCGCGCCCUUCCGCCAGAUCUUCACCAAGGGCGCGCCCGUGGUUGCGGCCUUGUCCGCCAAGACAGCCGUCUUGCUCAGCUUGAGCUAUGCUGCCGCUAGCACAGCGACAAAAAGAGGCGACCUCGCGGCGUUGGCCGCCCACCAGAUCCUUGUUGGAUUAUAUUUCGUCUUUGCGCCCGUCGGCGACGCGCUGUCGCAGACCGUGCAGACGUUUUUGCCGCGGUCCAUCGUGGCCGACCAGCUCGACGAGGUCGACCGGCCGCCCCAGAAGCGUUCGAAAGCUCUGGGCCCGAAGUCCCGAGCCGUGGUCAAGGGCGCCGUCGCCGCGGCGUUGGUAUUAGGUGGCUUGGACGCCGUCAUGGCCUGGGGUUUACCUGCUGGUUUACCUACUCUCUUCUCGAGGGACCCGGCCGUCGCCGCCGCAUUACGAAGGACGGCACCUUAUUUAGGUGCGGCUCUCAUGGUCCACGGCCUGUCGAGCGCGACGGAGGGCACGAUGCUCGCGAACCGCGACGCGGGCGUGCUCGGUGGGUUGUACGCCUUUGACGCUGCAGUGGUUGUGGCGGCCUUCUUCGCCGUAGCUAGAGCGGCGGGGCCGGUCACGAGCGUCUGGCGCGUGUUCCUGGGCUACAACCUCCUGCGCUGCUCGCAGUUCGCGCUGCGGGUGACGAGCACGGCGCUGCGGCGGCGCAAGACCGCAUAGCUCGCCCUCCUCCCUCUCUCCCCCUCCGAAAAAGCAAGUAACCUGUUGAAAUGUCA
Molecule: messenger RNA, 2376 nt
Organism: Pelagomonas calceolata
Lineage: Eukaryota; Pelagophyceae; Pelagomonadales; Pelagomonadaceae
Source: the annotation of a GenBank genome assembly